This is a messenger RNA of Anolis carolinensis (green anole), 1046 nucleotides long. It is a transcript of the gene yipf6, whose product is annotated as Yip1 domain family member 6. The transcript has 7 exons. The record is from RefSeq and is a predicted model, not a curated record. Gene Ontology annotation, biological process: endoplasmic reticulum to Golgi vesicle-mediated transport. Gene Ontology annotation, cellular component: trans-Golgi network; membrane. The coding region runs from base 94 to 804 and encodes 236 amino acids. NCBI's taxonomy places the organism in Eukaryota, Metazoa, Chordata, Lepidosauria, Squamata, Anolidae.
CAGCCAUUUUCCGGUUGCCAAGGCGACGGAGGGGGCGGGGUCGAGUCUUGUUCGCGCGAUGACGUCACCCCCUACGUCCACGUCGCCUCCAAGAUGGCGGCGGCCGAGGAAACGUCGACUGGAGGCGAAGUAGGCCCGAAGCCUCCGCUGGUGUUUGCAGGCCUGGCGGAUGUCUCGAUCUCGGAGGACAUCCCCGUGGAGGGAGAGAUCACGGUCCCGGUGGGCGCCCGCUCUCCCGAGGAAGACCCCUCCACGCUGGAUGAGCCCGUCAAGGACACCAUUAUGCGGGAUCUCAAAGCGGUUGGGAAGAAGUUUGUCCACGUCAUGUACCCCAAAAAGAGCAGCGCCCUCCUGAGAGACUGGGAUUUAUGGGGGCCGCUGGUCCUGUGCGUGUUACUUGCACUGAUGCUCCAGGGAGGGGCGGCCGACAGCACCGAGGACAGAGGCCCGCAGUUUGCGGAGGUGUUUGUCAUCAUCUGGUUCGGGGCCGUUGUCAUCACACUGAACUCCAAACUGCUUGGGGGAACCAUCUCCUUCUUCCAGAGCCUGUGCGUGCUGGGCUACUGCGUCCUGCCCUUGACGGUGGCCCUCUUCGUCUGCCGGCUGGUGCUAAUCGCCAGCGCCGGGACCGUCGGCUUCGUGGUGCGGCUCUUGGUGGUGACCGCCAUGUUCGGGUGGUCGACGCUCGCCUCCACAGCCUUCCUGGCCGACAGCCAGCCUCCGAACCGCAAGGCCCUGGUGGUCUACCCCAUCUUCCUUUUCUAUUUCGUGAUCAGCUGGAUGAUCCUCACCUUCACGCCGUGACGGAGGCACAAUCCGCAAAGGACUUUGGAAACUUGACUUUGCUUGGCCGGGGCUUUGGUUUCCCUUCCAUUUGGUCUUAGAAGUCUCUCUCAUCAUUGGGCCCCAUAUCUUCAACCUCCUCUUCCAGUUGGGUCUGUAUCAUUUGCAUCGUGGAAGUUGUUGUUUCUCAUUCGGCUUCCUGCUGAAUCCGAGUUUUUCUGAAGAAGGUGGAAGAACAAGACACAAAUCCUAAACCUGGAAGA